Drosophila guanche is the source of this 3958-nucleotide messenger RNA. RefSeq lists its product as uncharacterized. The transcript has 2 exons. The coding region runs from base 62 to 3823 and encodes 1253 amino acids. The record is from RefSeq and is a predicted model, not a curated record. NCBI's taxonomy places the organism in Eukaryota, Metazoa, Arthropoda, Insecta, Diptera, Drosophilidae.
UUUGGAUUGCCUUUAAAUAUAAGUUUCGGAAAUAAUUGGAAAACUUUUUCUUUAAUAAGAAAUGGAUAAAAAAUUCUAUUAUCCGGAAGAAGUAGAUGUGGUGAAAACGCAAUAUGAAUCAAAGUACGCUGGUCAGGGUCACAAUUAUUCUGUUCAAAGCGACACUGACAUACAGAUAGAGGAAAUAGUGCAGGAAAAACAUAAUCUUGUAGAGAAGCAAGAAAACAGAAAAGCACUAGACAAUGAUGAGGAGUCACUAAGCAAUGACUUGGAACGCCUCUGGGCAUGGAAACAACAGAAAACACAGGAAACUGGUGCUGAGACCCAUUCCCCCCAUGCCACAAGUGGCAUUCUGAGUGACAUAUCCUAUGGUUUCCGAAAUUUUGUGAAAUCCCUGGAUGAGGAUGCGGUUAAAUUAGAUAAUGAACAAAGGACCAAUGGCAACGACUUGAAUACAGAUUUGGUUGAUAUUUCCCGUAAUGGUCAAACAAAUGAAGAGGUCGGCCCACCGAUGACUUCCAUGAAGGCGAUGUCCCUGAAAAGAUACGAUCCAUGGCUUAGAAACCUGCAGGAUGAAGGUGAGAAGCCGGUCUCAGGCCUCCAGCGAAGCUUUCCACAAGAAGAAGAGACAUUAGACAGUCCCUUACCAAGAACGUCAUUUGAGCGCGUCAUCACUGAAGGCCUAAGUUUCAUAGCUGACCAAUCAUUGAACGAUCUCUCGGAGGACCAAAGUGGCAGCUUUCUGUCGCGGCUGCCAGACAAUGUUCAUUCCUUUCUUGGUGGCGACUAUGCCGAAUUCGAAAGCAAGCUACCACAAUCGAUAUAUGUCCGACUGGAGGCCCCCCACAACUGUGAUAGUAGUCACAGUGAGGAUAUUCUUGAUUCACAGGAUGGAAACGAAUGCUUCAAGCUGAGACAGCGCUUCGGUUUUCAACACAGUCAAUGUCGGAGCUCUUCAGAGAGUAGUGAACGAAUAUUUCCGCAGAGCUAUCAGCGUCUACACGGACCAAAAAGCAAAAUAGAGGAGCACACGAUAUCUGAUCAGAAUCAGUUUGACCCAGGAACCACGACUCAGCCAGAGCCAGAAUUUCGGUCGAUGCUUCCGUAUAAGUUCCAGCCCAAACUCAAGGCUGAACCACCGCAUCCAUACUUGGGCAAUGCAUCCUCUGAGAAAGAGCAGCAGCACGGCUUGUGGUCUCAUGGGCACUUGCAUAAUGCAGCUGAGUCACCUAAGUUGGUGCUAUAUCCAUCAUCGCAGAUUUCCACAAACUAUCUUAAUUCGCAGACGGAUAUUGCAACACCAUUGUCUAAAUAUCCAACUGAAUCAUUAAAUGAAGCAGCAGCCAGGAACUUUUCCGAGCCACUUUUUGAAGUGUGGUCCCGGGCCAAGGCCUACUCCAUUUGCUCCUCAGAAGCUUCUAUGAUCGGGGCACAAUCAUCAGACUCUGGGGGGAGCUCGGCUAUCAACUCAAUCAUUUCCCAUUCGCAAUCCUUUUCCUCCUCACUAAAUCAUUCGGAAGAUCAGGAUGUGCCUCAAAGAAGAUCGAAUGGCAGAUUAGAUGUGGGACGUCCAAGGGCGCCUGAUGUUUCCUGCUCUCCGCAACAUGAACGAAAAUCAAAUUCAGUAUCACAGACGUUCAGGAGGACGUCCCGUUCACGCUGGACCGAUUCCUGUUCCUCCACGUCAUAUAGCUCUCACUCAAGUGAUAGGACUUCAGAAAUGACAGAUGAUGUCAUAUUGCACCAUCAGGUGGAUCGGACUUCUGGUGCUCCAUUGGUGCCCAGGGACUCUUGCACUUCGAUGGUUCAAUUUCGUUAUAGCACCAUGGCGGAGUCACCUCAGGAAACUGCCAAAAAAUCGGCAAUAGUGUUGGUGGAACCAGUCCGGCGAAGGUCACAACCAAAGGUAAACAGCCAGGAACAGCAGAAGAUACAGGAGAAUAUUGUGUCCCAACCAUCUCGACCAUCUCCUCGGAUGGCUUACCUGGAUGUUUCAAUAAAUCAUCAGAAAAACUGCCCCCAGCAUCGAUCGCCAUUCAUGGUUGAAGCUCUUUUCAUGUCGUAUCAGUCAAAGCUUCCACCCAAAUCCCCAAAGGAGCAUCGUUUAACUUAUAGGGCUUCAGGGGACUCUCGCACAGCAUCGUCUGAAGAGAGGCCAGUGGAUUUUUUAGCCCUACCUCAACAUUCCCCCCGAUACCAGUCUCAUUUAUCGCCAGUAGAGACUUCUUACGAACAUCAACUGCCGUCCCGUUGCUCCCGCCAGACAGAGCAUCACACAGCGGUUGAGUCACAGGGGAUAAAUGCUUUGGAUGCAGUCAACACUGAAUGUCAUACAGCCAUUGAAGAUCCUUCGAAUUUUCCGUUAAGUUGUCUAGAAUCGCAGCCGCCAGUUUUGGUAAAGUUAAAGUUCGGCGAUAGAACCGUGAUCCACCAGGUGAUGCAGGCGUCCCACCGAGAAAGCGAAAUGCAAAACAAAUACAAUUUAAGGGAGAAUCAGCAGUCCGAAGAGAUCUAUGAUUCAGCUGAGGAUUUUGGCAUGAGAUGUCGUAGAAGCAUCGCCUCCCUGCCAAGUGCUGGCCAAGAAGUCCUUCACCUUGCCCAGAAAAUAAUCAACGAAAGUUCAGAAGUUGAGCGAGUUGAGUACUCAGACGAUGAGAAAAUUACUGAUGGAAGUAGAAAGACUUUACAGUUGCAGAAUAAUCAGGCGGAAUCACCCAAUAAGCUAACGCUUCCAAAGCCGGAUUACUUUUUGCCCAUGAAGCUCAGCUCCCAGACCGACAUCAUCAAACAGUGGCGCUCAAUUGAGCUGAUACGAAAAAGGCAACCGCCGUUGGGGGGCGGGCUCUACAGUCAAACGAAUCGGUUGCAGUUCCUCCCGAUAGACAUGCUGGAUGCAGACACCUCGGGCGGCCCUAUAUUUGAGGGUGACUAUGUUCAGUAUGCCAUGGAGCGUUCCAAAUACUUUGCUGAGAAAUUCGCAAAGCUUUCCGUGGAGGAGAUAGCCGAGGAUCUGCAGCUGAGACUGCGACAAAUACGAACCCUGCAAAACACCGCCGAGUCGCUCUUCGAGCCCCUUCUGGCUCGUCCGAUAAGCCCGACUAAGGUCAAGCACGCCAGGCACAGCUGCCCCCUGGGAUUGGUCAAAUGUCCGACGUUGCUCGAUGCGGAACUGCUGGCACACUUUUGUAGCGCUCAUCUCAAAAAGCUGCGCAGCCUGCAGCUCAGGGAGGUCUUCGAGAGCGACAGCCUGCUGAUUGUCUUCAAUCCCACGUCCAUUAGACUGGCUGUGAAUACUUGCAUGUCCAUAUUGGUGUAUGGAGGUACCGAGGACGAUGACUCCACGUUGCCGUUAAAGCGUCUAAUGCCAGUACGCAAUGCAAAUCUGACUGAGCCCUAUGCCUGCUUUGAAGGUCAUCUGCCCAUACUCGUGAUGAUUUGCCGCAACAAAGUGAGUGCCGUCAAUAGCAAGUUGGCUAGCUUCAAAGAAAACGAGAGCGAUAACGAUACAAACAAAGAGAACGAGAAAAGGAUCUCGAGCGAAGAUGAAGAUGUAUUCGCCUUGUGGGCAGUCACCAUGGAGCUGCCACGGCCCUUGCAUGUGCUGAUGACCGUCUUCAAUAGCCGCCUCGACAUCAGCCGCAGCAACAUCAUGUCGGUGCGUGGCCUGCACAAGUCCCAUAAUAGUGCGGAGUUUAUGAGCUGCAGCAAAAAAUACAUGCGGAUCUCCGAAGCCGAUAUGGAGGUCCUAAGCAAUGGCUUCACCGAACCGGUCUACCUGGAGCUCACGGUUAGGGAGUAUGCCACCUCCUCUCCACCCGCAUGACAACAGGCGCAACAGCCAAAUAUACAUUUAUAGCGCAUACCGCCACACGCAAUCUACAAUACAACACAAAUUGAUGAUACUCGGACACAACAAAAAUUAAUACAAACAUCUAAAUGUUCUGUUUUUCGGUUAUUU